AUGUGCGACGCGAUAAAUUGGCGACGCGAACAGGGUACAAAUUGUGCGGCGCUUCUCCUCCUUUCAUUUGUCCUGAUUUCGUCUCUGCACUCUGCGUUGGCCUUCCACUUCUCCGCGGGGCUCCGCGCGGAUAAGCUGCGCGGGAACAUGCGCGGAUGGGUGCGCUGCGGACUGUCGAUUUGUAAAAGGCACAAACACGGCGGCGGAAGCGGCGGAAACGGAAAGGGCGGAAACGGGAAGGGCGGUGGGGGCGCUGGCGGAGGGACGGGUGGCGGUGGCGGAACGGGCGGUGGCGGAGUGGGCGGUGGCGGGGUUGGAGGUGGCGGAGUGGGAGGCGGAGGAAUGGGAGGCGGCGGAAGCACGAUGGGCGGCGGCGAAUUAGGCGGCGGAUUAGAUGGAGGGGGGAAGGACGGAUCUGGGCCGUCAUACGCUCCCGCAUCAGAAGCAGCCAUGGCCCCCGCAUCAGCCAUGGCCCCCGCAUCAGCCAUGGCCCCCGCAUCAGCCAUGGCCCCCGCAUCAGCAUCAGCCCCCGCAUCAGCAUCAGCCCCCGCAUCAGAAGCGGCGGCUCCUGGGGAUAACGAUGGCAUGGGCGGCGGAGCAAUUGGCGGCGGCGGAAUGGGUGGCGGCGGAAUGGGUGGCGGCGGAAUGGGGGGCGGCGGAAUCGGGGGCGGCGGAAUGGGUGGCGGCGGAAUGGGUGGCGGCGGAAUGGGUGGCGGCGGAAUGGGUGGCGGCGGAAUGGGUGGCGGCGGAAUGGGUGGCGGCGGAAUGGGUGGCGGCGGAAUGGGUGGCGGCGGAACGGGUGGCGGCGGAAUGGGGGGCGGCGGAAUGGGUGGCGGCGGAAUGGGUGGCGGCGGAAUGGGUGGCGGCGGAAUGGGUGGCGGCGGAAUGGGGGGCGGCGGAAUGGGGGGCGGCGGAAUGGGUGGCGGCGGAAUGGGUGGCGGCGGAGUGGGGGGCGGAAUUGGGGGCGGCGGAUUGGGGGGCAAGGGAAUGGGGGGUGGAGGAACGGGAGGAGGCAUGGGCGGACCUGGUUCCUCUGCUCCCGGAUCGCAAUCAGGCAUGGGUCCUGGAGCGGGCAUGGGUGGUGGCGGAAAAGGAGGGGGAGGGAUGGGCGAUGGCGGAUUGGAUGGGGGCAGCGGCAAUACGGGCGGGGGAGGGAUGGGCGGCGGUGGAACUGGUGGUGGGGCGACGGGUGGGGGUGCAACGGGUGGCGGCGCGACGGGUGGCGGUGCAAUGGGCGGGGGGGCGACGGGUGGUGGGGCGACGGGCGGUGGGGCUGGUGGUGGAGCAGGUGGCGGGGCAACGGGUGGCGGUGCAGCGGGCAACGGCGCAAUGGGCGGUGGGGCGACGGGUGGUGGGGCGACGGGCGGUGGGGCUAGUGGUGGAGCAGUUGGGCCUGUUGUCUUCCCAAGUUGUAACCAGCUCAAGGUUGACGAGUGA
Molecule: messenger RNA, 1437 nt
Organism: Closterium sp. Yama58-4
Lineage: Eukaryota; Viridiplantae; Streptophyta; Zygnematophyceae; Desmidiales; Closteriaceae
Source: the annotation of a GenBank genome assembly